Messenger RNA from Schizophyllum commune H4-8, 1884 nucleotides. RefSeq lists its product as uncharacterized. The transcript has 4 exons. Bases 92 to 1384 code for a protein of 430 amino acids. Gene Ontology annotation, cellular component: cytoplasm. Lineage: Eukaryota; Fungi; Basidiomycota; Agaricomycetes; Agaricales; Schizophyllaceae. Gene Ontology annotation, biological process: maturation of SSU-rRNA. The record is from RefSeq and is a predicted model, not a curated record.
ACACCUUUUAUUUACCAUUCAUGCAAUCCUGAUCUCCUUCUCGCGAAAGCCCUUGGGUACCUUGUACUAACCACGAUCCCCCAGAUCUACGAUGCCCGCACGAACAGAAGAUGACUGGUCAGAUUCGGAUGACGAACUUUCCCCCGAAGUCGAGACGUCCGUCCUCCUCGGCGUCCCCGAUGGUCCCAUAGAUUCGUCGGCAGACAUAGCCGACGCUGCCGUCUCGCGCAUUGGCGGCCGCCCUGCAUUUCUCCCAUCGACCGAGCCCCCGCUCGCCGCUUCAGAGUGCAAGAUCUGCCAUCGCCCCGUCGAGCUCAUCGUCCAGCUCUGGUGCCCGCUUGAGGACAGCCCGAUGGAUCGCGCCCUCUACGUCUGGGCAUGUGCGCGGGCGGGCUGCCAGGCGAAGGAGGGCAGCGUGCGCGCGUACCGCGGCUUGAGAUACAAUGCGCCCUACGCCGAAAAGCUCGCGCUGAAGGCGGAGAAGAAAAAGGCGAAGGUAGCUGCGAAGCCCGCCGCACCUGCAGCCAAUCCCUUUGCAAUGGGCGGCAACACUGCUGCACCGAAUCCUUUCGGACUCGGAGCGCAGAUCUUUGGCGCGCCAGUAGCGAAGGAGGAGAACGACGACGACGACGACGCGUCCGACGCUGAGUCUGACACCGAAUCGGAGCACUCACUCGUUGUUGCACUCGCCUCCUCCAGUCUCGAAGACUCGCUUUGGCAAAAGGCACCCGCCUACCCUCCCCUAUACCUUUCCACCGCCGCCGAAUACGUCCCGCCAGAGCCCAAGGUCAAGCCGCGGCUGCCAGACCCGGACGCGGUGGGCGGCGACCUGGGCGAGUUCAAGGGCUUGGAGAAGUACGAGAACUCGCUCGACGUGGACCCCGUCUUUGAGCGCUUCGUGCGGCGCGUGGGCUUCGAGGGCGAGCAGUGCAUCCGGUACGAGCUAGGCGGUACACCACUCCCAUUCGCCUCGGACGCCGUCUACGACCAGCUCUUCCCCAAACCAAAAGAGACCUCCAUCACCGUCACCAAGGCCGACUUCAAGGUCACGCCCCCUGUGAAGCGGUCCUUCGAGCCCUCAAGCGUGCCCGCGUGCGCUCACUGCGGCGGCCCGCGCGUCUUCGAGUGCCAGUUGAUGCCGAACCUCAUCAACAUCCUGAGAGAAGGGCAGAAGGAGAGCGCGAAGGACGCGAAGGACGCCGAGGCGCGGCGGAAGGAGAUUGAACAGACGCUCAAGGGAGGCAAGGACCCCAACGCGCGGGGGAUGGACUGGGGGACAUGUAUGGUGUUCUCGUGCGAGAGGGAUUGUUGUUUGGGGGAGGACGGGAAGGAGGCGAAGGACUGCUUCAGGGAGGAGUUGGUCUUGAUUCAGGCGGACGCGUGAAGCGGAGUCGACCCAUGUAGCCUUGUUCAUCUAUAGCAUAUGUAUCACAUACACUGUAUUGAUUGCAUCGCAGAACACGACUGGUCCUGCAUGAUACCGAGUCUUGAAGGCGUUGUAUGUCCUAUAUGGAGUCAAUGGUUCGCUCACGCAUGUGUUAUGCUUUGCUCCAUACAUUGCAGUGCUAUCCCCCGAAAGAACGGCCGGUACUACAGCAGUCUUCAGUCGUCCUGUAGAGGAACAAGCAAACCCUCAGCGAUCCACAUCGCCUUGAGCUCUGCCAGAACUUCGUCUGUCGCAUCCUCCCAUGGCUUCCCGGAUUCAGCCUCUCGCUCCCGCUCGAAAGCCUCUUCAUCCACGACAUCGAACCGGUCGCCCGCCCAGACCCCGCGAUGCAGAGGCCCAUCGUACGGCGUGCCGGUGGAGGGGUAGGAAGACCAGCAGAUUCGAGCGAGCGCGGCAUUCCCCAAACAGGGUAGCUGGGUACGACCCUUGAUCUCGUA